AUGGUCUAUACAUCCAAGUUACCCGCUAUUGAAGAGCCCACAACUGGCAUUAUUCAGUUCAUUUUCGCCAAUGUCAACAAGACACCCGAAGACAAGCCCCUUUUGAUUGAUGCCCUGAACGAUCGGUUCAUCACGUAUGCACAACUAAAGAGCUCUGUUCUUAAAUUUGCUGCUGGUUUGCAGGACGUGUGUGGUUUCAAUAGUACUGAUGUCCUUGCUUUGUAUGCUCCCAAUCAGUACAAUUACUCGAUUCCUCUUCUUGGUGCUGUUGCUGCCAAUGGCGCUACGACAACUGCAAAUCCCAACUACAACAUUGAGGAAUUGUCCUAUCAAUUGGAAAUGACCAAGGCCAAAGUGCUCAUCUGUCAUGAAGAAAAUUUGGAAACCGCAUUGCAAGCUGCUGAACGUGUAGGUAUCCUCAAAAAGAACAUCUUUGUCUUUGGUGACAAGGCUGUCAAGGGUAUCCAGCCAUUCCAAACUGCACUUAUCCGAGAGCGUAAGGCUGUUCCUGCAGAACUUACACACCAGGAAGCCAAGGACAAGGUGGCCUACCUCUGUUUCUCUUCGGGCACUACUGGCAAGAGUAAGGGCGUCAUGACAACCCAUGCCAACAUCACUGCCAAUACCUGCCAAUACACUGCCUUGGACAACGCCUUUAUCGAUCCCAACGUAGACCGCAUGAUUGGCGUGCUUCCUCUUUUCCACAUCUUUGGCCUCACUGCCAUCUUACACACUGCCUUGUACUGGGGUAUUCCAGUCUACAUUUUGCCUCGUUUUGAUCUGGUCAAAUUCUGUGAAACCGUGCAAGAGCGCAAAAUCACCUUUGCCUGCCUUGUACCACCCAUCUACUUGUUGUUGGCCAAGCAUGAAAUCAUCCCCAAAUACGACCUGUCUUCCUUGAGAAUUGGUAUCUCGGGUGCUGCUCCUCUCAGUGCUGAUCUCGGUAGAGAAGUCAAGGCACGCUUACCUAAUUUGACCAUCAAGCAAGGCUAUGGUUUGACAGAAACCUCUCCCUCUGCUAUUGUGGAGCCUACUGAUCGUACUAUUGAUGGAUCCACUGGUAUUCUUUUGCCCAAUAUGCUUGCCAAGGUGGUGGAUGAGAAUGGAAAUGAGGUGCCUCAAGGUGAGCGUGGCGAACUCUGGCUCAAGGGCCCCAACAUCAUGAAGGGCUACAUCAACAAUCCCGAAGCCACCGCAGAUUGUAUUGACAAGGAAGGCUAUUUCCAUACCGGUGAUGUUGUCGUUGUUGAUAAAGACCAGCACUUUUAUGUUGUGGACCGCAUCAAGGAGCUGAUCAAAUACAAGGGUUUCCAAGUGCCUCCAGCUGAAUUGGAAGGCAUCUUGCUCACAUCGCCCAUCAUUGCUGAUUGUGCUGUCAUUGGUGUCUAUGAUGCUGCUCAAGCCUCUGAAAUCCCUCGUGCUUACGUGACAUUGAAGCCUCAUGUCGUUGCCUCUGAUCGAGUCGCCGAGGAUAUCAUGAAGUUUGUUGCUGAUCAAGUGGUUCCCUACAAGCAGAUUCGCGCUGUCAGGUUCAUCGAUGUGAUCCCCAAGAGUCCUGCUGGCAAGAUUCUGCGUCGUCUGUUGCGUGAUGCUGCAAUGGAGGAAGAAAAGAAUGCCACCCAUAAACCUAGAUUGUAA
This is a messenger RNA of Mucor velutinosus, 1638 nucleotides long. RefSeq lists its product as uncharacterized. The record is from RefSeq and is a predicted model, not a curated record. Bases 1 to 1638 code for a protein of 545 amino acids. NCBI's taxonomy places the organism in Eukaryota, Fungi, Mucoromycota, Mucoromycetes, Mucorales, Mucoraceae. Gene Ontology annotation, biological process: secondary metabolic process. The transcript is spliced from 5 exons. Gene Ontology annotation, molecular function: CoA-ligase activity.